GUAAAAAUGAGUGAGUCAAAGGAAAACAAUGAAGCAGCCAAUGUCUCUUUUAAUAAGCAAAGAAGCAGCCCUAAAGCUAAGCUCGAUCAUAUUUCAGAAGAAGUUAAAGAGCUAGAAGAUAACUAUAUACAAAUCAAAGAAUCUGAUGCUAAAGAAUUUCAAGAUCAAGAAAAUGAAGAUAGAAGUCUUCAGGACUCAAUAAAAGAACUUGAAGGUAGAAUCAAAUUAGAGCAUGAUCUCGCUGAUCGUGAGAAGAAAGAGCUUGAAAAGUCCAAAGUGAUUUUUGAAGAGAAUUUGAAGAAAAUUGCAGGUGAAAAAGCUGAUCAUGAGAAACAGACUUCUAAACAAAUAGAGCUUUAUCAGUUGUCUAUAGAAGAACUCAAGCAAAAAGAUGCUCAAAUUCAAGAGAAGAUAGAUAAAGAUAAGGAAGAGAUCAACAAGAUUCAAGAGGAGUUAGCUAAACUUGCAAAGGAAGAAGCCUUAUUAGAUUACAGCAAGAAAAAAUAAACAGCUUUUAAAAGAGAUUGCCGAACUUGAAGAAAGAUGUGAUGCUGAGGAGAAGUUGCAAAAUCAGGAGCAAUGCUAUCUUCGCCAGCUUAAUGAAACCUUUGAAAAUGAAAAGAAGUCCUUUCAGUGAAGAAUCUCGGAGGAAAAAGAGAAAUACUAUAAAGCUAAAGAUCUCUCUCUGAAAAAGUCCCUAGAGGCUAAAGAUAAGAUCAAAAGUUUAGAAGAUGAGCUUGUUAAAGCAAAAAGUAUUAAACUUCAGAAGCAAGAUCAUUAUAAUGAGCUUACUGAAAAGAAGGGAGAAAGGCUAUCUCAACUAGAGAAGAAUACUGAAAAUUACAGAGAAGGGUUCGAAUCAGACGAUUCAAGAAUUACUGAGAUUAAUAAAGAUAUUCAUGACUAUGACAUAAAGAUCUCUGAACUCAAUGAGAAGAUUAAAUGAAUUAGGCAUGACAUCAAUGAAUGCGAAGAAUCAAUCGGACAGAAGAAGAAACUAGAGAAUUUUGAGCUUGAACAAGAAGUUGAAAAGUUCAAAGAGUUACUAGAUCAUAAAAAGGAAGAACUCAAAAGUAGGUUUGAAGAUCUGAAAGAAAAGGAAAUUAAUGCUAAGAAGAAUUAUCUGCAAGCAAAGAAGAAGAAUGAGCAAAGAAAUAACCUGUAUAUCCUCGUCAUUUGUAUCUUCAUUUUACUGGUAGUUGGAUCUAUUCCAAUCAAGAGGUUUUAUGCAAUGCUUUUCCAUUAAGUUCCAAUACCCAUCACUAAAAUUG
Messenger RNA from Moneuplotes crassus, 1271 nucleotides. Lineage: Eukaryota; Ciliophora; Spirotrichea; Euplotida; Euplotidae. The record is from the annotation of a GenBank genome assembly.